Messenger RNA from Melospiza melodia melodia, 594 nucleotides. RefSeq lists its product as uncharacterized. Bases 1 to 594 code for a protein of 197 amino acids. The record is from RefSeq and is a predicted model, not a curated record. The transcript is spliced from 2 exons. Lineage: Eukaryota; Metazoa; Chordata; Aves; Passeriformes; Passerellidae.
AUGUUGGGAAGGCGCUCGGCUGCCUUAAUCGCGGGCUACUCACUGAGCGAAAAGAUUAUUUUGACUUUUCCUGCGUGGCCGUCCGAGCCAGCGCGGUGCCACCGUCCGGGAGGGCUCCCGGAGCGCCGCACCCGGACCCGCCGGUGGGGGCACGGCACAGCCCGGCUCAUCCCGGCACAGCCCGGCCAGCCCCGAGCGCCGCCGCCCGCGGAGCAGAGCCCGGUUCGGGGCGCUCCCUCCCUCCCGCCCUCGGACGGACCCCCGUGCCCGGCGCCAGCCCGCGGGUCCCGCUCCGUGCCCCGCUGCCCUCCCCGCCCGGCCCCGCCGCACCUGCUGCGCCUGUCCCGCGGACCCAGCGGCUGCAGCGGCGCCGCCGCUCCUCAUGCUGCCGGCGCUGCCUCGGCACGGCUCGCCGGGCUCGGGGCGGGGCCCGCGACCCGCCCGCCCCAGCCCUGGCCCUGCCCGGCCUCGGCCCCAGCCCUGGGCGUCCCGGUGGUUUCGGGCCCCGAGCGGGACGAAGCGGCCCCACCUGCCAUAGGGGAAGCGCUGCGAGGGACAGUGUGGGAGCCCGGGGUGCUUCCUCUCCGCUGCUAA